Molecule: messenger RNA, 674 nt
Organism: Rhea pennata
Lineage: Eukaryota; Metazoa; Chordata; Aves; Rheiformes; Rheidae
Gene: MRPL27
Product: mitochondrial ribosomal protein L27
Exons: 4
Coding region: 28-447 (139 amino acids)
Biological process (GO): translation
Cellular component (GO): mitochondrial large ribosomal subunit; ribosome
Molecular function (GO): structural constituent of ribosome
Source: RefSeq, a predicted model, not a curated record
CGGAGGAGACGCAGCGCCGCGGGGAAGAUGGCGGCGCUGGGGCAGCUCUUUCUAGCUGCUCCACGAACAAGCCUGAUUGCUGUGAGAUGUGCUUCUAAGAAAGCUGGGGGCAGCUCAAAAAAUUUAGGUGGCCGCAGCCCUGGGAAACGUUAUGGAGCCAAAAAAGCAGAUGGUGUGUUUGUGCACGCAGGCAACAUUUUGGCUACACAGCGGUUGAUACGCUGGCAUCCAGGGGCUCAUGUGGGGAUGGGACGUAACAAGACACUUUAUGCUCUGGAGGAUGGGAUUGUGAGAUACACUAAAGAGGUCUAUGUACCUCCACCCCGCAGCAGUGAGAGCAGGGAGGUGAUCUGUCAUCUACCUAAAGGAGCAGUUCUUUACAAAACCUUCAUCAGUGUUAUCCCUACCACAGAAGUAGGAAGCUUCAAACUGGUCAACAUGCUCUGAGCUUCCUACAUCAUGUAGGAGCAGCAGGUGUGAAGGAACUGCUGGGACAGAUCACUAGAGCUGGUCUGGCAUCUUAGGACACCAUAUGCCUGGAAGAAUAUUCUAGCUCUGAAGAUAUUUGUGUAGGACUCUUCUUGCUUCUAAAGCACACGUGGUUGGUACUUGGGUGCAGGAAUCACCUGCUGGCAUUUAUAAGAGGGUUUAAUAAAUGCUAUGGGUUUCUUGAG